Messenger RNA from Populus trichocarpa (black cottonwood), 1209 nucleotides. RefSeq names its product glucosidase 2 subunit beta. NCBI's taxonomy places the organism in Eukaryota, Viridiplantae, Streptophyta, Magnoliopsida, Malpighiales, Salicaceae. The transcript is spliced from 7 exons. Bases 137 to 793 code for a protein of 218 amino acids. Gene Ontology annotation, cellular component: glucosidase II complex. Gene Ontology annotation, biological process: N-glycan processing. The record is from RefSeq and is a predicted model, not a curated record.
CGAAAAGCUUGACUUGAAGAAGUCAUAAGUUCAAAACUCACUUCCACUCCCUCAAAAGUUAGAGUUAGACAGGAGAAGCCACAGCCCAUAAUGUUGUAAUGCAACCCCAAUUGAACUUCAAAAUCUUCCAAGAAUCAUGGAGGCAACCCCCCUUUGUACUAAUGCCAACAACUUGAUUCCUUUUAUCAUCUCCUUGUAUUUCCUUGUACCCUCUGUUCACUCUUUUUCACCUCUUCUGGGCAUCCACCCUUUAGAUGAGAAGUACUUUGGUUCACAGGUCAUAAAGUGCAAGGAUGGUUCGAAGUCAUUCAGCAGAGACCGUCUUAAUGAUAAUUUCUGUGAUUGUCUUGAUGGGACCGACGAGCCUGGAACUUCAGCCUGCCCAAGAGGAAAAUUUUAUUGCCGGAAUGCGGGAAGUACACCUAACUUUAUUUUUUCAUCCCGUGUAAAUGAUCAAAUUUGCGAACCUCAUCGAUUUUUUCAUGGUUUAUCAAAGGAUCAACUAGAGUUAUGGAAUAGUAAUGAUUGCUGUGAUGGAAGUGAUGAAUAUGAUAGUGGCAUCAAUUGCCCCCGCACCUGCGUCAUGGGAGGAAAUUUGGAGUACAGGGCUGGAAAUUAUAUCUCACGUAUUGAUCUGAAAGAAUCGAAAAAGGGACUUAUUUCGGAGGAAUUAUUACAGAAGGCUAGAGGAUUGAAGGUGAUAAUCAUCCUACAGGUGGUUAUCUUUGGCUGUGUAGUGAUUUACAGAAUAUUCAACCGGCGGAUCAAAUCCAAAAAAAGGCGUUACCAUUGAAGAAAACAGCAGCAUCCCCCCAAUGUCUCUGGUUCCAUAGAUUUGUUCCAGUUGUUAUUGCAAGACCAGCCUUUGCCUAGGGGCAUUUUUUCUUUAUACAAGACAUUCAUCAACCGAGCUUGACAGGAUUUGAACUUGAUAUGGAGGUUGAUGUAUAAGUUACACUAAAUAUACGAGAGCAUAUGUUAUUGAGGAAAUAACGGGUUAUGUCAAGCAAUCUAAUGCAUUGUAUAUACUUAACACGGGUAAGUUUAAAAGGCUUUGGUUAAUGAAAUGACUUGAGCAUGAAUGCUCUUCAAGAUUUUUCAUAUUUUGUAGCAUACACCUCUGAAUGAGAACGCAGAGGCAUGCUGGAUUUAGGCUUAUCUUUGGCUCUUGUUAAUAGAUGGAGUUGUACUCCAACAUUUUUUGCUCCA